Molecule: messenger RNA, 1317 nt
Organism: Lachancea meyersii CBS 8951
Lineage: Eukaryota; Fungi; Ascomycota; Saccharomycetes; Saccharomycetales; Saccharomycetaceae
Source: the annotation of a GenBank genome assembly
AUGUCCAAAGAGCUAUUGGGUACUUUAGAAGAUGCACGAAAUACCUAUGUAAAGCUUCUGUGGGAAAAGCGGUUCAAAAAUCUUGCUUUGGUGCCGAGAAAUGUGCAAGAUCAAAUCGACGAACGUAAGACAGCGCUUGUACGGCACCAGGAGCUCCAGGAGGGAAUAAAUCGAAAGGAGGACCAGGAAAACGGUGCGCUAAUCAAGUACAAUGCUCCUGGAGACGAAAACGAUGCAGUUCAAACAAUGGUAGGGGGAGUAUAUGGCGAGAAUGACAUAUUUUCCAGCUCGUUAGCAGAACGCCAUAAUCGGCGUAUGGCGCUCCAGCCGGACUGGCAUGCGCCAUGGAAGCUAAUGAGAGUUUUAAAUGGUCACAACGGAUGGGUUCGGUGCGUUUGUGUGGAUCCUGUGGACAACGAGUGGUUUGCCACAGGCAGCAACGACACAACAGUGAAAAUCUGGGACUUGGCAACUGGGAAGCUCAAGCUUACGCUUGCAGGACACGUCAUGACGGUGAGGUCGAUAGCGGUGUCUCAAAAUCAUCCUUUCAUGUUCUCUGCCAGCGAAGACAAGCUUGUGAAAUGCUGGGAUCUGGAAACAAAUAAGGCCGUCAAGGACUUCCACGGCCACUUUUCGGGUGUCAGCUCCGUUGAUGUCCAUCCAACAUUGGACCUUAUAGCAAGUGCCGGUCGAGAUGCAGUGGUUCGUCUGUGGGAUAUCAGGACUCGACUACCUGUCAUGACACUCGCCGGCCACAAGGGCCCCAUAAACCAAGUCAAGUGCUUUCCGGUUGAUCCACAGAUAGUAAGCUGCUCGACAGAUGCAACAGUAAGGAUGUGGGAUAUUCGUGUGGGCAAAGCCGCCAAAAUCCUGACCCACCAUAGCAAGAACGUUCGAGCCAUCGCCGCGAGCCCGGCAGAGUUCUCGCUUGCCUCCGCAUCCACAGGAGACGUUCGGUCGUGGAGAUGCGAAGAUGGCCAUCUUCUGACCAAUUUCGGUUCAGAGGGUCUUGGUAUCGUCAAUUGUUUGUCGGUAAAUCCCGACGGCGUGCUAUUUGCCGGCACAGACGACGGCAAGCUGGCUUUUUUCGAUUACGAAACGGGACAUAAGUACCAAGAGCAGCCUACAAUCAAGAUCCCGGGCUCUUUGGACAGCGAGCGCGGUGUUUUGGCCGCUUCCUUUGACCAAACAGGAUUGAGAUUAAUAACUGGUGAGAGCGACAAGAGUAUCAAAGUGUGGAAACAAGACGAGACUGCAACUGCUGAAACGCACCCAGGAAUGCCUUGGAACCCAAGUAUGAACUCCCAGAGAUUUUGA